This is a messenger RNA of Cladophialophora psammophila CBS 110553, 3519 nucleotides long. RefSeq lists its product as uncharacterized. Lineage: Eukaryota; Fungi; Ascomycota; Eurotiomycetes; Chaetothyriales; Herpotrichiellaceae. Gene Ontology annotation, cellular component: cytoplasm; exon-exon junction complex. Gene Ontology annotation, molecular function: RNA binding; protein binding. The coding region runs from base 1 to 3519 and encodes 1172 amino acids. The transcript has 5 exons. The record is from RefSeq and is a predicted model, not a curated record. Gene Ontology annotation, biological process: nuclear-transcribed mRNA catabolic process, nonsense-mediated decay.
AUGGACCGCAAGCGCAAGAGAGAACUACGUGACCUAAAUUUGCGCGUCUGGGUAGGCGCAAAGGAUGUCUACGAAGUAGCCGACUCCCUCGACUCAUCGCUGAAGAAAAACACGGCGUUUAUUAAACGCCUACGGACAGGGCUGUCGUCUGCUGCACAAGACACUUUUUUAUCAGAGAUCCGCACGUUGUCCCUACAAAAGUACCUCUCCGAGAUCACGACAGCCACAGUUGAAGGCCUGGGUAGACUCAAGACUGCGAGUGAGAUUGCCACCGGUGUCGAAGUGGUCAGUGCACUACACCAAAGAUUCGGACCGCAAGAAUUUACCAAACAACUGGCAUGGCUUCUCGGCAAAGGGUUGACUCCUCCCGACAAAGCUCAGAUGAAGCUUUGGAGCCCAGAGGUUCGCGAACGUGAAGAGAAGGAGCGCCUAGUCCGACACAGGGUUCUCCUUCGCGUAGUCACCGAAUUUUGGCUGUGCGGUAUUCUUCGAAGCUUGGAUGAUGUGGAUCGACCAGAUGAAGCUACACCGCGAGGCAAAGAUGCCCCUUCACAAACCGAAUCCAAGCCAAAACCAAGCACAAAUGGUAUUCGACCCGACGCCCUCGUUGAGCAUGAGCCCUUCCCUCUGGAAGUUCUCAAGGAAUUGUUAGGUCAUGACCCGGAGCACGCUAACCUGAGUCUGGCCGUUCUAUUCGUGAAGAAUUUCGCCUGGGAUGUUCUGGGACUCAAACCACCGUCUGAGGAGAGCCGGAAAACUGUCGACGCAGACGGUCAUGUUGUCGAGCCUGCCAAAGACGGCGAUAGCUCCGCCGACUUCCCUGAGGAAGAUGCACCUAUUAUCCCCCAACCCGUCCGGCAGAGAUUCAUCAAUGUCUUUGAACGAUACUUGUCAAGCGUCAAGACUCAUGUCAUUCGAGACCAAAGAUCUCUCAACAAUCAAAGCCGCCGAAAUGCAGAAGCCUAUGUCAAGAGUGGCGAAAUCUUCGAAGAUAGGCAAGCGAAUUUCGAAAAGCAGGCGAAAGCUCAAGAGAGACUGGUGGCAAAUGCCCAAAUCCUUUGCGAUGUCCUCGGACAAGAAAUGCCAGACCUUGAAGAGAAAGACAGCGCAGAGACCGCUACGUCGGGGACCGUUGGCAUGAUCAAGACAGGCGAGUACCUCAAGGGCCAAGGAGAAGGCGCUGGUAUCUGGGAAGAUGAAGAAGAACGUCGUUUCUAUGAGAACUUGAUCGAUCUCAAGGGCCGUGUGCCAGGCAUUCUCCUCGAGGAUUCAAAAAAGAAGCUAGAAUCAGACGAACGUGCCGAAACCUUCACCACAUCUCUUGAAGGUGGCACGAGUAAGCCUUCGGACGGUGACGACCAGUCGACAGCCAUUACGAAUAAGACGGUUGGUGCACAGGUUGAUGCCAUUCUCCUACGCCUGCCGGAACUCCAGACCAAAGAUAUGGUCGAUCAGAUUGCCUUGGACUUCUGCUUCUUGAACUCGAAAGCCUCUCGAAAUCGUCUGGUCAAGGCGAUCCAGGAGGUUCCCAAAGGUCGGAUCGACCUGCUCCCUUUAUAUGCGCGGCUUGCCGCCACUCUUGGACAGUACAUGCCUGAUGUUGUGCAAGGGCUGAUUUCGCACCUUGAUGAUGAAUUUCGAAGCCUUCAGAGAAGGAAAUCCAAAGACUUCCUUGGGCAGAUUCGCAUGGCCAACAUCCGUUACCUGGCGGAACUCACAAAGUUUGGGAUCGUCCCAGAGCACGUCAUUUUCCACUGUUUUAAAGUCAGUUUGGAUGACUUUUCGAGAAUGAAUAUCGAGAUCAUCGCCCAUCUACUGGAAAACUGUGGUCGAUAUCUCCUUCGAAAUCCCGAGACUUCUCCUCGGAUGACGUCUUUCCUCGAGACGUUGAACCGCAAGAAGUCUGCACAGCACAUGGGGGCUCAAGAGCGCAUGUUGAUCGAAAAUGCUUUGUACUACGUUGACCCUCCUCAGCGGGCUGCCAUCCAACAAAAAGAACGCACCCCGACGGAGCUCUUCGUUCGACAGCUGGUAUAUAUGGAAAUGACCAAACGCAACUACAUGAAGGUUCUCAAGACCAUCCGAAAACUGCAUUGGGAAGAAAAGGAAGUUGUCCAGAUGCUAGAGAAGAUUUUCAGCAAGCCUGGCAAAGUCAAGUUCAGCAACAUCCAUCUCCUCGCCGUUCUCCUCCAGGCGCUUUUCCGGUAUCAUCAAGACUUCGCUGUCGGAAUUAUCGAUAAUAUCCUGGAACAAAUUACUCUUGGCCUGGAGCAGAACGACUUCAAAUUCAAUCAGCGAAGGGUUGCUGAAGUCAAAUACCUGGGAGAGCUCUACAACUACAAGAUGAUCGACUCAACCGUGGUAUUCGACACCUUGUAUCGGAUCGUGACAUUUGGUCAUGAAGGAGGGACACCGCAGCCUGACAACUUUACACCGUUUGAUCCGCCUGAUGAGUACUUUCGCAUCCGAUUGAUAUGUACUCUCCUCGACACUUGUGGAAUCUGUUUUGACCGAGGUAGCUCCCGCAAGAAGCUCGACUUCUUCCUGACCUUUUUCCAAUACUACAUGGCUACAAAGGAUCCCCUGCCCAUGGAAAUUGAUUUUCUGGUGCAAGACACGUACUCUCUUGUCCGCCCUAACUGGAAACUGGUUACGGAGCUUGGCGAGGCAGCGAAACUAUUUGCUGAAGCAGUAAGCGCAAAUUACAAACAGCAGGGGGGGGAGAAGAGCGUAGAGCAGCCGGAAGACAUUGAAGACUCUGGCUCCGAGGAUGCACUUGGCGAAGGUGAUGCUGAACUCGAAGCUGAAAUUGGGCGAUCGUCAGACGAGGAAGCCGAGGUUGCCGCAGAAGAGGACACUGGUGAGGAAAAAGAAGACAUUGACUCCGAUGAAGAAGAACAGAUUGUCGUCUUGCGUCAAGAGGAACACCUUGAUCCGGAGGCCGAGGCCGAGUUUGACCGAGCGUUCGAGAAGAUGAUGGCUGAAAGCUUGGACUCCCGCAAAUUUGAACGCAAAACUCACUUCGACGUGCCUUUGCCAAUUCGAAAAAUUCAACGAGCGCAGGUCGAGCCAAGUGACGAGGAACCCGGUCCUGUUCCAGAAUCUGAAUCGAAUACAAUGGCGUUUUCGUUGAUGACCAAAAAGGGGAAUCGACAACAAGCAACUUUUCAGACAAGGACAAUCGAAUUACCGGCCGACUCGAGCUUUGCCGUCUCAAUGAAAUCACAGCAAGCCGCAGAGAGGGAGGAACAACAGCGCAUCAAGAAUUUGGUCCUGAAUUACGAUUUGCGCGAAGAUGACCAGCACGAUGGUAUUUCCAAUGGAUUUCCUUGUGACCCUAUUGUCCAACCUCCCCUGGAGAAGAACCCCAAUACUAAAGGCCGCAAAUUAGGACCCGAUCAUUACAAUCCUUCCCUCAGUCGUGCUGAGAGGUCGGGGCGCCAUGCGCCCCGAGCAAGAAGACUCAAUCUGAGCGACGUUGACUGGUACGGCACUAUCAAGACCCCUUCAUACCCCUAG